AUGGCCGACCCCAAGAUCCAGGAACUGCUCACCAAGCCGCGAAACGAGCUCACAGAGUACGAGAUAUCGCAAUUAGAAGAGCACGAGUUCAGCGCCGGUCCUCUUUCUAUCCUGCAGACCGCUGUCAGGAGUCACACCCAGGUCCUCAUCUCUAUUCGUAACAACCGCAAGCUUCUAGCCCGAGUAAAGGCUUUCGAUCGCCAUUGCAACAUGGUUCUAGAGAACGUGAAGGAGAUGUGGACGGAAACUCCCAAGCUUGCUAACGGCAAGAAGGGACGGCCCAUCAACAAGGAUCGGUUCAUUAGCAAGAUGUUUCUACGAGGCGACUCCGUGAUUUUAGUCCUCCUGAGCUAG
Molecule: messenger RNA, 354 nt
Organism: Phaeoacremonium minimum UCRPA7
Lineage: Eukaryota; Fungi; Ascomycota; Sordariomycetes; Togniniales; Togniniaceae
Product: putative small nuclear ribonucleoprotein sm d2 protein
Exons: 4
Coding region: 1-354 (117 amino acids)
Biological process (GO): RNA splicing; spliceosomal snRNP assembly
Cellular component (GO): U4/U6 x U5 tri-snRNP complex; U2 snRNP; catalytic step 2 spliceosome
Molecular function (GO): RNA binding
Source: RefSeq, a predicted model, not a curated record